Oncorhynchus tshawytscha (Chinook salmon) is the source of this 1889-nucleotide messenger RNA. Its product is annotated as complement C1q tumor necrosis factor-related protein 1-like. The transcript is spliced from 3 exons. Lineage: Eukaryota; Metazoa; Chordata; Actinopteri; Salmoniformes; Salmonidae. Gene Ontology annotation, molecular function: protein binding. The record is from RefSeq and is a predicted model, not a curated record. Bases 1 to 681 code for a protein of 226 amino acids.
AUGCCUCUCCUGCCCCCUGCCGCCACUGCUGUGAUGACCUGGAGCCACAGGAGGGCCCCUCAGAUGAGGGACCAAAAGAGUGGCCUGAACCAGAUACCUGAAGUCCGCACCUUCAUCAACAUGACCAUCCUCAAAGAGAGCGGGACAAGGGAAACAGCGGGGACAGAGGGACACCUGGGAAGUCUGGUGAGGAAGGCGCUCCUGGGUCGAGGGCCAAUGGGCCCCAAAGGAACCAAGGGCCAGGCGAGCCCCCCAGGGGACUCCUUCAAGAACCAGGACGCAGCCUUCUCGGUGGGGCGUCGCAAGUCCCUCCACAGCGUGGACUACUACCAGGCCCUGGUGUUCGACACAGAGUUCGUCAACCUCCACGGCCACUUCGACAUGUUCAAAGGAAAGUUCUACUGCUACGUCCCUGGGAUUUACUUCUUCAACAUCAACAUCCACACCUGGAACUUUAAAGAGAACUACCUGCACAUCAUGAGGAAUGACAAGGAGCAAGCCAUUGUGUACACCCAGCCCAGCGAGAGGUCCAUCAUGCAAAGCCAGAGCCUUAUGUUGCCCCUUGAGCUCAGUGACGAGGUGUGGGUCCGGCUGUACAAGAGGGAGAACACGGUGUAUAGUGACGAUGUGGAUGUGUACAUCACCUUCAACGGAUACCUCAUCAAGCCCACCUUGGAGUGAGAUGACCUGCUGGGUCGUGUUCGGUAGGCACAAAAUGGAAGAAAACGCCCUAACAGAGUCAAACGGGGAGGUACUAUCUGGACUUGUCCAGGAAGAAACGCUUGUUUUCUUUUUCCGUUGCAAAAUGUUUGAAAUGUUUUGGUACGGUGUGCCCUUAUGAACAUGAUCCCCGACUGACCUGAGGGGAGGGGGCUAGAGGUCAGAAUUCAGGAGGGCACAUUGAGAGGGGGCCUCUUUAUGCAGGGUUUUCAUUGACGCACACACCCACUUUUAUGUGCCUCUAUACGGUGCAAGGGGAUACUGGGGGCUUGUAAGGUAAUGACUCCAAAUACAUAUACUCUUUAAAAAAAAACAUUUUUUUUUACAUAGACUCCUUCUCUCCUGUAUUGAAAAAUAAAUAUUAUAUGGAUGUAUAUGCUGACAAGGAGGCUGGGUGGGAAAAGACCUAUGACACAAGGAAAGAGAUGUCCCCUUAAAAACACAAACCCCUUUGUAAGCAUCUGGCUGUAAUGGAUUUCUCUAUUGGUUGUUAAGCUUUAUUAAGAGUUGUCACAGUGAACAGACACACCACCAUUAGUGAUUCCAUAAAAGCCCGGUUGCCUUUCCAUAAUGCCCUAAUUCUGUCAUUUACCUCAGAUGUUUUGUCUGGACACUAGUCCAGUGUGUAUGCUGGUUUUUUUAGUGUUCAGUUUCUGAGCUCUUGAUCAAUUCUGUCUGGUAAAAGCUGUUCAUAAGAUCCUGAUAUUUUCCAGCUGGAUAUCAGUUGCACAGUUGUAUAAAUGAAAAAGACUACGGUAGUGAUUACAGUGGGCUUGCAAAAUUGAUCUCACAAGUACAAAUGAGAAAAAUAUGAUAAUAGUUCAAUCUCAACGGGGAUGCCUUGGUAACAGGAUACAGAAAUGUUAUUUACAGUUUGAUGCUGUUUCUGUUUGGUCUUCUCUAGUCAGAACCUGAUGUGGAAGACUAACAGUGCCAGCUGGAAUAGGGUACCAUCGCACCACUCAAACAGGGUCGACAUGGAUCAAGUAUUCAAUACCACAAAUAAGCCCUCUGGAGUAGAAAGAUGAAUUGAUUGAUUCCAAAAGUAACGACUCAAAGACAAUGUAUGAACAGUUCUCUUGGCAGUAUUUCCUUCAAUGACAGCAGCUGAGACAAGUUUUGUUAAAUUUGUCGCCUUGCACAUCAGGGAAUUUACAUUUUUACGGAAA